This is a messenger RNA of Rotaria sp. Silwood2, 201 nucleotides long. NCBI's taxonomy places the organism in Eukaryota, Metazoa, Rotifera, Eurotatoria, Philodinida, Philodinidae. The record is from the annotation of a GenBank genome assembly.
AUGAUAUUUAAUAAAAGUGUUUGUCUUAAAUGUCGACGUUUUGUUGUUAUUAAACAUACAAAUAUUUUAUCAUGCUCCACGUCAUCUGUAUUGAUAGAUUUAGUGACUUGUGGUGAUGAAGAUAAUGCUUGUUAUGUAUUUUCUGCAAAUACAAAUAAAACAUCAGGUGCAUAUGGUGCUAUGUUUAAAGGUAAUUAUUAA